This is a messenger RNA of Venturia canescens, 1052 nucleotides long. RefSeq lists its product as uncharacterized. The transcript is spliced from 3 exons. The coding region runs from base 221 to 892 and encodes 223 amino acids. The record is from RefSeq and is a predicted model, not a curated record. Lineage: Eukaryota; Metazoa; Arthropoda; Insecta; Hymenoptera; Ichneumonidae.
CCAAGAAAUUAUAAUUAGAUGGCACUCUGGUUUUCAUACAUGAAAUAUACGAGGAAUAGUUUAGCAAUAAAAAUAUUUGAAUCAUUCAUCUGUAUAACGAUUACAUAAUGUACAUAAUUUCAGAAAUAUUGAACAUGAUAAUAUGUCAGUGGCAUAAUUAUGAAGAGCAGUGAAAAGGUGGAUUUCAGUAGUUUCUUGAGAGUCAAUCUACAGGCCAAAAAUGGAGAGACGGAAUAUUGCUGCGAUCUUGUUCCUUGCUUUCGGAGUCAUCGGGGUUUAUUCGCGCUCUCAAUUUGUUGAUGAUUCGGGCGACUCGACCAUUGCCAGAGCAUGGUAUCAAUUGGGACCGGAACUCAAAUCUUUCUACGAGAACCCAAACAGAUCAUUUGUUUCACUGGCACCAGAAACAAAAGAAUUAGCGAAACAAUUCAACGAUAUUGUCCGCGAAUUGAUGAAAAACGAUCCGAACAUCAGCUACGAAACCGCCGCUCUGCGUACAAGAAAUGCAAAUCCUUAUUUAUACAAACAAAUAGUGGAUUUGAAUGGAUUUUCUAGCGCUUCGUUCUUGCGAUUAUAUGGAGAAUCGAACAGUUCUAGAGAUUUGGGCAGUGUUGCCAGAGCUUGGUAUCAAUUGGGACCGGAACUCAAAUCUUUCUACGAGAACCCAAACAGAUCAAUUGCUUCACUGGCACCAGAAAUAAAAGAAUUAGCGAAACAAUUCAACGAUAUUGUCCGCGAAUUGAUGAAAAACGAUCCGAACAUCAGCUACGAAACCGCCGCUCUGCGUACAAGAAACGCAAAUCUUGAUUUAUACAAACAAAUACUGAAUGCAAAUGGAUUUCAUGGUUCUGGAUUCUUGCCCGGAUCUGAGCCGAAUAAGAAAAAUAAUUAAUGCGACUCGUGCAAGAAAAAUAUUACAUAAACAUAAUUUACACACACACAAACACACAUAUUUACCGUGGUGUGUUGUGAUUCGCUCGAGAGCCGUAUGAGAAGUUUUUAUGUAAAACAUUUGCAAAUAAAAAACACAUUAUGCAUCAUCAUUUGAAAAA